Molecule: messenger RNA, 1952 nt
Organism: Cucurbita maxima (winter squash)
Lineage: Eukaryota; Viridiplantae; Streptophyta; Magnoliopsida; Cucurbitales; Cucurbitaceae
Product: transcription factor TGA2.2-like
Exons: 11
Coding region: 772-1770 (332 amino acids)
Biological process (GO): regulation of DNA-templated transcription; DNA-templated transcription
Molecular function (GO): DNA-binding transcription factor activity; sequence-specific DNA binding
Source: RefSeq, a predicted model, not a curated record
AAUUGGCCAAUGGAAAGUUGAAGAUUUCCACGCAAAAACAACGCCCAAACGUCCCUCUCUACCAUCAUCUUUCGCACACUCUAAACCAGUAAUACACGAGCGCCACCUCACAGCCCCCACCAUCUUCGUCAUCAAACCUUCCACUGGGUUUACUUUCCUUCAUCUCAGACUUUUAACACAACCCCAACCGAUUAUCUACUGCAAUUCUUCCUGAUUUUUGCUCUAAUUCAUGAUCGGAGGAAGGGGGGCCUUCUAAUUUCUCCAAUUCCUCCAUUUUCGCCAUCUGGGUCGUGCUCGUUUGAGGUCAAAUACAUGCAGCCAAGUCCUGAUAUGCCUUUUUGGGUGAUUUUGACAUCUGGGUAUUGUUGAUUUGUACGGUGUUUUGUGGGGGUUUUAUGGUUUUGACUCUUGUAGGGAGUUUUCUGCAUCAUUUGGGGGGAAUAAACCAGGCGAAUUGUGAAAGAAAUGAGAAGAAAGUGGCGAGUGGGAUGCCGGGUGGGAGGCUCUCGGUUUUUGAGCAUGUUGGGAGAUUAGGUGGCAGUUUCAAGACUCGAAAGCUUGACAAACAAGCAAAUCAAGCCCUAACUGUUUCUUUGAGUAAAAGGCUUUUCCCUUACUAGUCAAGUGGUAAGGUAGAGCGUAUUCAACUCAGCUGGUUAGAGCAAAGGACUGAAAAUCCUUGGAAACUGUCUUAAGAGGCCAAACAUUUGCUUGUAACCUUCUGUAUUGGAACCUUUAAUAAGUAUUACAGAGAACCUCGAAGUAUAUGCCAUGGCUGAUGGCAGUCCAGGGACCGACAUCUCUACAGACGUCGACACAGAUGACAAAAACCAGAGGCUUGAUAUGGUUCUGCUUAAUGCUGCUGCGGCUUCUGAUUCAAGUGAUAGAACAAAAGAUAAGUCUGAUCAGAAGACUCUACGUAGGCUUGCACAGAAUCGUGAAGCUGCCCGAAAAAGUCGACUGCGGAAAAAGGCAUAUGUUCAACAGCUCGAGAGUAGUCGUUUAAAGUUGACCCAACUCGAGCAGGAGCUUCAGCGAGCACGGCAGCAGGGAAUCUUCAUAUCAAGCUCUGGAGAUCAGGCUCAUUCAAUGGCUGGAAAUGGAGCCAUGGCAUUUGAUGUGGAAUACGCCCGUUGGUUGGAAGACCAAAACAAGCAGAUCAAUGAACUGAGAGCAGCCGUAAACUCUCAUGCAAGCGAUACCGAACUUCGAAUGGUUGUCGAUGGCAUCUUGCUUCACUACGACGAGUUUUUUCAGUUAAAAGGCGUCGCUGCAAAGGCUGAUGUUUUUCACUUAUUGUCUGGCAUGUGGAAAACUCCAGCUGAAAGAUGUUUUUUGUGGCUUGGUGGUUUCCGUUCAUCAGAGCUCCUAAAGCUUCUUGUAAAUCAAUUAGAGCCGCUCACAGAACAGCAAUUGUUGGGCAUAUCAAACUUGCAGCAGUCUUCACAACAAACUGAAGAUGCAUUGUCACAAGGCAUGGAAGCGUUGCAGCAAUCAUUGGCUGAGACAUUGUCCAGUGGAUCUCUUGGCUCUUCGAAUGCGUCUGGCAAUGUGGCUAACUACAUGGGCCAAAUGGCCACGGCCAUGGGGAAACUUGGGACUCUUGAGGGGUUUAUUCACCAGGCUGACAAUCUACGACAACAGACACUGCAACAAAUGCACCGGAUAUUGACAACUCGUCAAUCAGCUCGUGCUCUUCUUGCAAUCCAUGAUUACUUCUCUAGACUACGAGCUCUUAGUUCCCUGUGGCUUGCUCGUCCAAAAGAGUGAAUGACUUUUUGAUGUCUCAAGUAUAUCGACAAAAGCCAUUAGAUAAACAAUUCCAUAGUUUCCAUUUUUCAUUUGUGUGCCUGAUUACACUUGUGACAAUCUAAAGAUGCUACUUGCAACAAUCUGUAUGUAUCAUUGUAUCUGUAUGUUAUUUAAUGCAAGUCUCUUUUUUUGAUAGAAAA